AUGCCAGCGGCACAGCGGGCGAGGGAGGACGCCAGCAAGGCGGUGGAGCCGCGGGCUGUGCAGCCAAGCGAGCUACUCGAACCUGAGGUGAGGAUUCAGGAGCGGGGUGCUCUGUCGACGUUGCCGGAGCAGGCUGCCUUGCCGGAGCAGGCGGCCUCCCCGGCCUCCCCGGCCUCGGAAAAGGUAAUCGAAGACAGCGAGCCGGGUGCGCCUUACAACGACGCACUUGUGAAUGACUCGCCAGCGCUCGAUUCGCCGCCGCCGAUUGGGGUGGUCUCUCUGGCUGACGCACACUUUGAGACGGGCCGCAUGGUCCCCGAGUCCACGAUGGGAGGCGAGACCACGUGUAUCGUCUGCUUCACCCGGCCAAAGACGCACGUCGCGGUCCCCUGCGGCCACCACUGUGCUUGCGGUCCCUGCUCCGAGCGCAUGCAAGACGCGUGCCCUUAUUGUCGCGGGCCGGUCGUGAUGUGGAUGACCUACAGGCCUGUGUAG
Emiliania huxleyi CCMP1516 is the source of this 495-nucleotide messenger RNA. RefSeq lists its product as hypothetical. The coding region runs from base 1 to 495 and encodes 164 amino acids. NCBI's taxonomy places the organism in Eukaryota, Haptophyta, Isochrysidales, Noelaerhabdaceae. The record is from RefSeq and is a predicted model, not a curated record. The transcript has a single exon.